This is a messenger RNA of Arabidopsis arenosa, 1304 nucleotides long. The record is from the annotation of a GenBank genome assembly. Lineage: Eukaryota; Viridiplantae; Streptophyta; Magnoliopsida; Brassicales; Brassicaceae.
AAUCCCUAGAUCUCUCUCUGAGUCUCAAUUUGCUGUAGUUUUCAUGGACCUUGUUCGAUUGAGAGACAUAGGUUCAAUUUCACCUCAGAGAAGAAGAAAAUGGCUGAUUCUAUUAGCGGUUUUCGGUGUUUCAGGUUAUGGAGUUUACAGGGUUUACAAUUCUGAAUACAUCACUAGAAAGACGAAGCGUCUUAUGAAGCUAUUCGGAGGUAUUGUUUCAUUCGCCGAAUUGGUAAUCGAUUCGGCGGAGACGAUAAGUAUCGUUUCUCGGGAUUUGAAAGAGUUUCUGGAUUCGGAUUCUGAUGAAAUCCCUAAUAGUUUGAAACAGCUUGCGAAGAUUACUAAAUCGAAAGAGUUCACUGAUUCUUUAGCUAGGGUUUCUGAAGCCGUAGCGAUUGGGGUUUUCCGCGGGUAUAAUUUCGAUCAGGAGUUGAAAAACGUCGAAAAAGAAUCGAAUUUGAGUGUAGUUGAUAGAGUUUUCUCAGAGGAAGGAGCUGGUUUUGUUUCUGUUGUUGUUGGUAGCUUUGCUAAGAAUCUUGUUCUUGGAUUUUACUCUGGUGAGAUUGAGAUUGAUGAUUCUUCAAAACCUAGAUGGAUGAAUUUGUUUAGUGAUGAUAAGUGUAGAGAGCUUUUAGCAGAUUGUAUUGAGAGAUUUACUAGCUCGGCGGUAUCGGUGUAUAUCGAAAAAACGGUUGGGGUUAAUACUUAUGAUCAGAUAUUCUCUGGUUUGACGAAUCCGAAACAUCGAGAUAGUGCUAGAGAUGUUCUUGUUUCGGUUUGUAAUGGAGCUCUUGAGACAUUCAUGAGAACUUCUCACGAUGUCAUUACAUCUUCAGGCGAGAAAACUGAUUCUUCUUUAAGGAAGUCGGAGAAUCGAGAAGAAUCGAGAAACGGAUGGGCUGAGGCGCUUUCGACUACAUUAGCAGUGCCAAGCAAUAGGAAGUUUAUGUUUGAUGUUACGGGAAGAGUGACGCUCGAGACAAUGAGAUCAAUUCUUGAAUUUGUAAUCUUGAAAACGUCACAAAGCUUUAAGAGGAGUUUGGAUGUGAUUCAUGAAGAAGUUACAGAGAGAGGACGUCAAGUAGUUGGAUACGUAGGUGCCAAAUCUUCAGUGAUAAUCACUGUUUGCCUCGCGGUUUACCUUCACAUCUUUAACCGCAUUGUUCGAGGCUCUCCGGUUUACUUAAGCCAGCAUUUCUAGUUAUCGGAUCGAUCUUUUAGCUCGUUAGAGUUGUUAGGGACAUUAGAUCUUCAGCUUUCACAUUCUUAUUGGUGUUGGAGCUGAAUAACGUAGAGUUUUAGCA